Messenger RNA from Colletotrichum navitas, 2817 nucleotides. RefSeq names its product telomerase activating protein Est1. The transcript has 4 exons. NCBI's taxonomy places the organism in Eukaryota, Fungi, Ascomycota, Sordariomycetes, Glomerellales, Glomerellaceae. Bases 1 to 2817 code for a protein of 938 amino acids. The record is from RefSeq and is a predicted model, not a curated record. Gene Ontology annotation, molecular function: protein binding.
AUGGCGGACCAUAUCGAAGCUGCAAAGCAGGCCUGGCACCAAGCCCAGAAACUUCGCAAGCACCUACAAAAGGAGGUCGAGAAGCUCAAGAAUGACUCCGAUGGCAACGAUCUCAAGCAUUUCGAGGCCUUAGAGAGUGUCAUUUCCUCUCUACGCCUCGCCUGCCUCCACGUCAUAUUCCACGAUUUCGAGUAUUCCGCAACCGAAAAGGUCGACUCGAACCUCUGGCAAGCACAUAGCAUCGUCAACAGCGAAUAUCGAAAGGUUUUGGGCCGUCUGAGAUCGUCACAGCUCGCCGUCCAGAAGCGCAAGCUCGAUAGGAUGUACAGUGGCUUCUUGAAGACGGCGCAAAAGUUCUACGUCGCAUUCGUCCAGCGUCUGUCUGCCGUCUACCCGAUUCCCGAGCUUCAGCGCAUUGCUGAGGGCAUCAAGGCCGAGAAACUGCCGGAGGAGAACCCAAUGGCCAAUACCACGCCGGCCGUCCGCCAAAUCAUCCUCAAGUACGUUCACUCGGCGCUGAUUCACUUGGGCGACCUCUCUCGGUAUCGGAUGCAGGCACGCCACAAGGUCCCCAGCUAUGAGGCCGCCUUGACCUACUAUUCCCUCGCCCACGACAUUAUCCCAACUUCGGGCUUCGCUCACCACCAAAUGGGCAUCAUCUUCCUGGAUGAGAAGAAGCAUUUGGAUAUCAUAUACCACUUCUACCGCGCCCUGGCUAUCGAAGAGCCCCACCCAAUGGCAUCCCAGAACCUUGAGGCUGAGUUGAAGAGCCUCCAGGGGCCUGUCACACCGGCACGUCGCACCGGUCCUCCCGAUACCCAGGAGGCUUUUGUAGCCUGGUUCGUACGUCUGCAUUCUCACUUCAACAAGGGCGAGGUCUUUUCAUCCUACCAGGAGCUCGAAAAGGAAGUGAUCAAUCAUCUGGAGAUUGCCAUCAAGGCCCCCAACACUUGGCCUAUGCUCUUGAAGAUGGUCUUGCUCAAUAUGUCUGCCUUUUACGCUUCUAACAAGAAACUCAGCAGCAAAUGGACUGAGGCUGCUUUGCGGUCAUCCCACUUCAUUCUGCGUCUGAAUGCCCGCUUCUUCAUGACUUUCUGUCGGCUUCUCAAGAAGGAACUAGAGAAGCUUAUUGAAGAGCAGGCAUCUGGUGAACAGGAUGGCACUGCGGACAAAGUUACGGCUUUAACAGAAAAUACUCUUCCGUUUGUUCGCCUGUACGCUGCCUGGCUGGUGGCCUGUCGCACCGAGAUCAUGGGUGCCCAAGACACUCCUGAGCUCUUCGUAAAGGACAUGUACAGAGGCUUUGCGAAAGCACUGACUGGCCUUUGCGAGAUGUACGGCAACGAAGACCUCAAACUUGCUCCGUACCUGCUCGCCGAGGAUCAGGAAGCCAUAGGAAUGCUUCCUCUCUGCGAUCCACAGCUGCCACAGAGCUGUCGCCUCAACUACGACGAGGAUACCGGAAGCCUGAAGCCGCAGGUCCAGUACUAUAACGGUCUGAAGCUCGACGCUCUUCAAGAGACCUUUUCCAGGGUCUUGGACACGAUCAAGUGCGGGUUCUUCCUUGCCAACGAUGAUACGAAUUUUCCCUUCACUUACAGCUCGUCGCCGACUGGGCUCACCUUUAAGUAUGAGGAGGACUAUAAGCCAAAGCCUUCGAGCGUCGCCGCCGCUCCUCGGCCAGCCGUCGAUAAGAUUGCAACUGCCGAGGUUUCUAUUGCGCAUCGCGAGCGGUCUCAGCAUUCCGGUCGCGUUAGAGAUACACCUUCAAGUGCGGCAUCGUCCGGAGCACCGCCCGGAGCACCCCACAAUGCAGCACUGCCGCAGGUGCAGCCGCAUCCGACUCCAGGUCGCAAUCGAGUCCAUGGCCAAUCCGAAUACGACCUGAGCUCCGACGCUGGGAUGCUCCACAUGGUCAACGACUUUCUGAUGCCUCCUCAAGCCCACGUGUCUCCCACAGAGAGCCACGAGGACACUUCGUACGGAAUGAACUCAGCCAUGGCCAACGAGAUAUUUGUUGCGCCUCCGACCAACAGCCCACCUGCACUCGGUUCCGCCACAGCCAAAACGUUCCCAAGCCUUCCGUGGAACAUGAUCUACACCCCGACGCCUCAGGGCAAGAACUCGGAGCUGACGCCGCCUGACCGCGCCAUUAGAGAUGCAGCUGCUAGGCGGUCCUUCGAUGGCACUGCCCACCUACAGAGAAACGUCUCGGUCUCCGGCCAUGUCAUGCUCGAUGACUCCUUUGCGGAUGCUCGCGAGAACCAUUACCUGUCUCGACAGCAGCAGCGGCCCUUCGCCAGUACUCCUGACAUCACGUCCCAUCAAGACCGCCUGCUGCAGGCAUUUGGCAAGCAGCGGGCCGACUCGAGAUCCAUGAGCCGCGACUCCUCAGGAGCAGGUUACGGUUUGUGGGGAAGCCCACACGCGGAACUGAACCCUAAUGCAUUGCAGCCCAGAGUGUCAUCUGCUCAUGCCCGCUCGCUGAGCAGUUCUCAACCUCAGUUCUCCCAAAGCCCCAACAUGGCUCAUAUUGCAGCGGAGAGCUUUUCGCCGCUUUCAGGAACUCAGUUUUCCAAUACAAGCGGCAUCUACCAGGGCACUCCGUGCAAUGGUAUCAACUACACCGCGACCACAGCUUUCGGAAGAGGUCCCAUCGCCGACAUGCGGGAGGAUCCUACCCACUACAAGAACAUGGUCAGACAGAACGGAGGUGCCGCUACUGACGGCUACACAGCCGGAUACAACGACAUGAUUCUUCAGUCAGUCAUGGCCGACGAGAUAAAGCGCGCUUCGGGCCAGAACACACGUCGUUGA